Messenger RNA from Microplitis mediator, 2082 nucleotides. Its product is annotated as glucose dehydrogenase [FAD, quinone]-like. Gene Ontology annotation, molecular function: ecdysone oxidase activity; flavin adenine dinucleotide binding. The record is from RefSeq and is a predicted model, not a curated record. Bases 204 to 2069 code for a protein of 621 amino acids. Lineage: Eukaryota; Metazoa; Arthropoda; Insecta; Hymenoptera; Braconidae. The transcript has a single exon.
GUUUAAACUUAACACAAAGCAUGUGGUUAAUUGAAAUACAGACAGCAAUUCGAAUAAAUACAUAAAAUAAUACGUCUCGAUACGCUUAAGCUUAGACUAUGGUUUUAAAAGUAUCAGCAUUGGUUCGGAAUCAGAGCUAAAUAAGUUUUAUAAUUAUUCGUAUUGAAACUAGGCAUAAAUUAUCAGUUUAUAGAAAUAAUAACAUGGAUUCGUGUGUGGCUUAUAAUUGUACAUCUCCAAUCAGUGGAACAUCACCAAUAGUAUUCACUCAACUGAUUCAGACACUUGUUGCGGCGCAAUGUAGUCUAGGAAGAGUAGACGAUUAUCCUCCGGAUCGAACAUCUGAGAUAGUGGAAAAUUCUGAAGAAUCAUUCGAUUUUAUAAUUGUCGGUGGUGGAUCAGCUGGUUCGGUUUUGGCUGCACGAUUAUCUGAGCAGCCUAAUUGGAAGGUGUUACUGAUAGAAGCCGGAAGUUAUCCUUCAGCAUCGAGUGAUGUGCCGGGUCUAUACACUGAAUUAUGGGGAAGUGAAGAAGAUUAUCGUUAUCAGCAUGAACCGCAGAGAGAUUUUUGCUUGGGAAUGAAGAAUAGACGUUGUCUAUGGUCGGGAGGAAAGGUAUUAGGUGGAGGUUCUACUAUCAAUGGUAUGAUAUAUAUUUAUGGAAAUAAAAAAGAUUUCGAUGAGUGGGAAGCAGAAGGGAAUGAAGGCUGGGGCUAUGAAGAUGUUCUUCCGUAUUUUAAGAAAUCCAAUAAUUAUCCACGUGAAACCAUCGAAAAAUAUGGUGACAAGUAUUUAGGAAGUGAUGGACCCUUAAGUGUACGAUUAUUCAAUUACUCAAGUUCGAUUUUCCAUGAAGUUGUUAUAAAAGCUGCUGAAGAAAGGGGCAUUCCAAAAGUAGAUAUUUUUAAUAUGGAUCGUUAUAUUGGAUUUGGAAAAACUCAUAUGACUGCAGAUAAAGGACGACGUGUUAGUGCAGCAAAAGCUUAUUUAUCUCCUAUCAGAAACAGAGAAAAUCUCUAUGUUAUGCCAUCUACGAGAGCUGAUAAAAUUUUAUUAAAUAACAACCGAGCUACAGGAGUGCGGGUGACUCUAAUCAAUGGUAGAACUUUAGAACUAAAGGCUUCAAAAGAAGUUAUUUUAUCUGCCGGAGCUAUGGGAUCUCCGAAGUUGUUAAUGUUAUCCGGAAUUGGGCCUAAAGAACAUUUGGAAGAAUUUGAGAUUGAAUGUUUGGCUGAUUUACCGGUUGGAAAAUAUCUUAAGGAUCAUGUUGUUUGGCAUGGUAUUUUUUUGGAAUUUGUAAAUCAAUCACAUGCAAGAAAAAAUUCCUUCGAUUCACAGGAUGACGCUUACCAGUAUUUAACUCGCAACGAAGGUGCAUUGACUGGUUUUGGUGAAUUAGAUUUCUCCGGUUUUGUUAAUGUUGAGGAUCCUACUUCAAUUUAUCCAGACAUACAAUUUUUACAUUCGUACGUAGCACAAGAUGACAAUUCUUCGUUGGCUCGUACGUUAGAUAGGUUUGGAUUAACACGAGAAAUACGAGAUAGCAUCGUCAACUCAACAAAGAAAAAUGAUAUUUUUGGUAUGUCUCCUUUUUUAUUAAGACCAAAGAGCAUAGGAGAAGUCAAAUUACGCAGCAAGUCACCCGCGGAACCAAUUAGAAUGUUCCAACGACAUCUCACCGACAAACGAGAUACAGAAACGUUGCUAAAAUCAGUAGAUUUUGUUAAAAGCCUUCUAGAUACCGAAGCUUUCCAAAAUUUUGGAGUAAAAAUACGGAACAUUACAAUACCCGGAUGUGAUAAAUUUGAAUUUGAUAGUUCUGGAUAUUGGGAAUGCUUUAUCAGGCAUACUGCUUUUUCCGGUUAUCAUUCGGUCGGAACCGUACGCAUGGGAACACUUGAUAAUCCCAAGACUGUUGUCGACUUUAAAUUGAAAGUUCUGGGAAUUGAUAAACUUCGAGUUAUAGAUGCUUCUAUUAUGCCAGAUGUUACCAGCGGUAAUAUCAACGCCCCGACAAUGAUGGUCGCAGAAAAAGGAGCCGAUCUUAUUAAAGCGUCUUGGCUUAAAUAAAAUAAUUAUUAUU